UUUCCCAUGAGCAAACAUUAUAAAUGCUGGUGCAAUCAGACGAUAGCCAUUCCUCUCUAAAGUCAAUCUUUUGCUCUGCCCACCUUUACUUUGUCACACACCCCCUCUCCUUCUCGCUUUAGCUCACCUCUAGCUCUCCCUUUCAGCACUCUUACCUUCUCUCACUUACUCUCUUUCCAUUCUCCGGAUCCCUGCUGCUGUCAGAGUACCUUCUUGCUUCCAGACACUUCAAGACAGCAGGAGGCAAGAGAAGCACUAAACUGACAAACAGCUGGGUCAUCAUGCAGGUUAUAAGAAUCCAGUUAGUGGUGUUUAUACAAUUUUUUGCUAUCUUUAUAGUAGGUACAGAAAGCCAGUGUCCUAGUCCAUGUCACUGUCACGGUGACCUACAGCAUGUUAUCUGUGACAAUGUCGGCUUAAAGAAGAUCCCUCGCAUCACUGAGGCCACUCGCCUCGUCAACCUGCAGCACAACAACCUGGGUAUGCUCCCAACCGGGGGCUUCAGCGAAAUGAAGGGUCUCGUCUCCCUUCACCUGCAGCACUGCCAGAUCCGUGAGAUUGCCACUCAGGCCUUCAAGGGCCUCAAAAAGCUCAUUUACCUUUACCUUUCUAACAACGAAAUCAGCAGCAUAAAACCUGGAGCCUUUGAGGACCUAACUGAGCUCACCUACCUUUACCUGGAUGGGAACCAAAUCUCAAGUCUUUCAAAAGGCAUUUUCUCCCCCAUGAUCAACCUAUUUAUCCUACAGCUUGAUAACAACAAGAUCCGAGACCUGCAAACAGGUACCUUUGUUGGUGCUAAGGACCUUCGCUGGCUGCAUAUCAGUAAUAAUGAGCUAAGGUCUAUGCAGCCUGGCUCUCUUGAUGAAGUGGAGAACCUGGCCACUCUCACUCUGGACCAAAACAAGCUGUCAUUAUACCCUAUCGAGGCCAUGAGCAAGCUACGUGUUGUUGAGGAGCUUAAUUUGUCCAAGAACCCACUCACCUUCAUUCCUGACUAUGCAUUCAGGAGCUUUGGACGCUAUAUUGAGAAACUGUAUCUUAAUGAUAUGGGCCUGGAGAAGUUUUCCAACGCAGCUUUUGAGGGUGUGACAGCUCUAAGAUCUUUGCAUCUUGAGAACAACAAGCUGAGGAUCCUACCAAGCAACCUGGUUUUCACCAACAUGCAGAAUCUCACCCUGUUCAACAACCCAUGGAGCUGCACCUGCAAUCUAGCCAACCUUAGAAAAUGGAUGGACUCCAGUCAUCAUCGUCCUGAUGCAAUUUGUGCAUCACCUCCAAGUCAGAAAGGGAAGCAGAUCAGAGACAGCACUGCCUUUAGCAAGUGCAAAAUAAAGAAAGACAAGAAGGGAUCACGUCACUGAAAAGGAGACUCAGAGGAAAUGUCUGUCCAGGGGACUGGCCUCAUGUCCAAACAACAGACACAAAGCUACUUUCUACUUCAGGACUGUUCAUUUUCUUUCAAGUUCUAUAAAAUGGCAUGCAUAUGAACAUUCAAUUUAUAACAAAUAAAAUGACAAGCAAAAGUAUGUGUCAAGAAAACAGAUUAAUUCUACACUACACUUUAGAGACACAGAGAGCUAUACACAUGCUGUGACCCUACUCUAAACAUUGAGGAUUUUAGAUGUAGCUGUAGUAACAUUUAUAAUGUCAAAAUAACAGAGCUGGAAUUUCUUAAUCCUCAUGAGGCCCCACUGUCCUCAUACGAGGACAUCACAUUUUCUCCCAACUACAUUGUGUGUAUAUCCUUGUAAGAUUCUCAUAUAGGGACCUUUUACUCUUGUGGCAAAUGACUUCCUGUUUGAAGACAAUGAUCAAGUUCAAAAGUUUACAGAAAAUUACAACACACAUAAAAUUAAAGUUUGGGUCUAAGAAGGCUGUAGGUCUUCCUAGAAACAUAGAGUAACACGUGUGAUAGCCACCUAUUCAAUAUCAACAGAAAACUGCAUGAUGUACUUAAUGAAGUACUUUGCCUUUGACUAUAAACCCUGGCAAAAAUGAUGGAAUCACCACACAUGCUCACCCGGCUUUUUCACUUCGUAGCAAAUGAACAAAUCACAGAUUUGACACAAAACAAUUUUUGUUUAAUAGCCGUUUAAAAAUAUUAUGGUUUUUUGAAAUAUACCUAAUUAUGUAAGUAAUGAAAUAAACUAUUCUCUAUCAAGCUGGUUCCAAAUUUCUCGAAUAGUGGUUGACAGAUCAGUCUUGCAGGAUGGAGCCUAGUCAUGGACCAAUUUUUUUUUUCCAUUUCCACCAUAAAUUUUCAAUCGGAUUGAGAUCCAGACUGUGUGCUGGCCAUGUCAUUCCAUAAUUUUUUCCUCUACUUGAUCUGAAUGAAAAAAAUGCCAUUAAUUAAAAUAAUUUCAUUUAACUUGUUUGAGGCAUGUUUCACAAAGCCAGAAUGUUGAGCUAUUAAACAAAAAUUGUUUUGUGUCAUAUCUGUGAUUUGUUCAUUUGCUACGAAGCCAAAAAAGCCAGGUGAACAUCCUCCAUGUGUGAUGAUUCCAUAAUUAUUGCCUUAAAUCUGUGAUUAGUAUUAAAGUUUGAAGCAUAAACACAUGGCACUGCAUGAAUGACCCAUAACAGUACACAAAGAUGUGCAGUACAAAGUCCAAAAUACACUAUGAAAAGCAAUCAAGUCAUGGAUAAAUAUAAAAUUCUCAUAAAAUGCUGCUUUAUAGUGCUUUUCCAUUCCAAUAAAAAAGAGCAUACUCUACCAACAGGAAGUUGAAAUGUAGAAAGAAUAUUUGGAAAAUUAGAUUUUUUUUCUUUUUUUUUGGCCAAAUAGCUGCAUGGCACACUACUAUGUACAUUUACAGAUUAUACAAUUUCUUAAACUUUGUGUAAUAAGUGAUUAUCACUUUUUCAAUAAACAACCAAUCUAAAAAACAAAAUGUGUGUGAUUUUUGUCACUGGAUGCAACAAAAAUGUAAACAGGUCAAAAACACUAAAUGUCUUUCUGCUCUAUCAAACGAUCCUCGAUUAGAAUUUUUUAUUUUUAUGCAUGACCCAGACGACGAUGUUUUUGUACAUGGCAUCCCUUGUUUUGUUUUUUUAGCAGAAAUGCUAAAAACAGGUAGCACAAUCGCAUAAUUGAUGAGAAAAUAAGAACUAUCUAAGAAUGGAUAAAGGGACGUGGAGUCUAAUAUAUGAUUAUUAUAGCAGCAUAA
Molecule: messenger RNA, 3170 nt
Organism: Ictalurus furcatus (blue catfish)
Lineage: Eukaryota; Metazoa; Chordata; Actinopteri; Siluriformes; Ictaluridae
Gene: chad
Product: chondroadherin
Exons: 4
Coding region: 282-1364 (360 amino acids)
Molecular function (GO): protein binding
Source: RefSeq, a predicted model, not a curated record